GCGAUGGUUUUCUUUUUAACGUUUUCUUUUUUGUUUAACGCGUGACUUUUGUGUAAUAUGCAAGUUAAUAAUUAGAUUAUUUCCUUUAUCAUAGUGGUUAAAACAUUUAAGGAGUCAGUGCGUAAAUAAGAGAGAUGGAGUCUAAUGAGGAGGGUGGCCUCAGUGUUGGGGGCUCCGUGGGAGAGGAGAACUACUUCCUAGGAUACACCUUCACUGACCGCUCACACUCCAGCCGAGUGGUGAAAAGCAUCAUGGACCUGUGUCUUGAGGACGGCCUGUUUGCUGAUGUCAACAUCACAGUGGACAACAAAGAGUUUCACCUGCACCGAUUGGUGCUCUCAGCACAGAGCAGUUACUUUCGCUCAAUGUUUACAUCGAAUCUUAAAGAGUCCCACAAUCGCAGUAUUGAGUUGAAAGAUGUCAGUGCCACUGUCUUCCAACUGCUGAUUGACUACAUAUACCACGGCACCAUUAAGCUGAGACUAGAGGAGCUGCAGGACACUUAUGAGAUGGCAGACAUGUACCAGCUGACUGCUCUGUUUGAGGAAUGUUCUCGUUUCCUAUCUCGGACAGUAGAGGUCAAGAGCUGCCUUCAGGUGAUGUGGCUUGCAGACAGACACAGUGACCAGGAGCUGUAUACUGCAGCCAAGCACUGUGCUAAAAUCCAUCUCGCUCAGUUGCAUCAGACUGAAGAAUUCCUCAAUCUGCCCCUAUGUCUGCUUUUGGAUAUCCUCAAAGAUGGAGUUCCUACUUCCCAAAAUCCAACAGUGGCUAUUGAGUCAUGGAUAAACCACAAUAAAGUAGAAAGAGAAGAGUUUUCUGUUGUUCUUCGAGAAAAUCUAAAGGAAAUUGGUGAGAAUGUCCACAUUUACCUAAUUGGCAAAGAAGAGACAAGGACUCACUCCCUAGCUGUGUCGCUUCACUGCGAUGAGGACGACGCAAUCAGUGUAAGUGGACAGAACAGCCUGUGUCACCAGAUCACCGCAGCCUGUAAACACGGAGGAGACUUGUAUGUGGUUGGGGGGUCUAUUCCACGUCGCAUGUGGAAAUGCAACAUGCACACUAUGGACUGGGAACGCUGUGCCCCACUGCCCAGAGACCGCCUCCACCAUACAAUGGUCUCGGUCGUUUCUGAGGAUGCGAUCUACUCACUAGGUGGAAAGACUUUGCAGGACACACUUUCAAAUGCGGUCAUCUACUACACAGUAAAGGACAACAUGUGGACAGAGACCAGCCAGCUGGAUACGGCAGUGUCUGGGGCAGCUGGGGUUAAUUUGGGAGGUACAAUCUAUCUGCUGGGAGGAGAGGAAAAUGACAUGGACUUUUUCACCAAGCCGUCCCGCCUGAUUCAGUGCUUUGACACCUCAACUCAAAAGUGCCAGAUAAAGCCGUACAUGCUGCCGUUUGCAGGCUGCAUGCACGCUGCCGUGCACAUGGACGUAAUCUUCGUCGUGGCAGAAGGAGACUCCCUGGUGUGCUACAACCCUCUCCUGGAGAGCUUCACCCGCCUACGCUUCCCCGAGGUGUGGAGCUGCGUCCCUUCACUGUGGAAGGUGGCCAGCUGUAAUGGCUGCAUUUAUGUUUUCAGGGAUAAAUGUAAGAAAGGUGAUGCAAACACCUUGAAGUUCAACCCAGCUACAUCAGUGGUGUCAGUUAUCAGAGGGAUAAAAAUCCUGCUUACAAAUUGGCAGUUUGUUUUAGCCUAAUGUGCUCAGUGGAUGGUCACUGUGGUCCACACAAGAACCACCGGAAUCAAGGAGGACCUUUAGGUGAAUGACAGCAGCAUCGCUGUUCAGACAUCCUGCAGGAGACCCGAUGUAAAGAAAUGUACACAGUUGGUUUCUGUGUCACCCAUUCCAUUUUAACGCUGAUGCUCAAACAGUGAGAGCAUUUAAGUGAUGUCAAUCUAUUGUGGUCAGUAUAUGUUGUUGUGUAAAUGGCAGUGCUGUAACCAGUGAUACAUGAGUAAACAUUGUUUUCUGAGCAGAGCUAGUUUAUCUGCAACUAUGAAAACUUCAGCAUAAAAAAUGUGUGUAUAAAUAAUGUGUAAGUUGAAAUGUUUGGUAAAUACAACAAUAGUUUUAUUUGAAGUUAUUGUGCAAAGACAUACUGGGUAAGGAUAUUUUCUACCUUUUAUAAGUGUAUUUUCCUUGUUUUAAGUACUUUGUUGAAUGCACCGUGUACAAGUUCAACGUUUGCUGUAAACAUAAAAAAUAUAUCGCUUUAUGCUCAAA
Molecule: messenger RNA, 2234 nt
Organism: Cynoglossus semilaevis (tongue sole)
Lineage: Eukaryota; Metazoa; Chordata; Actinopteri; Pleuronectiformes; Cynoglossidae
Gene: kbtbd4
Product: kelch repeat and BTB (POZ) domain containing 4
Exons: 5
Coding region: 135-1706 (523 amino acids)
Molecular function (GO): protein binding
Source: RefSeq, a predicted model, not a curated record